Molecule: messenger RNA, 1251 nt
Organism: Nematolebias whitei (Rio pearlfish)
Lineage: Eukaryota; Metazoa; Chordata; Actinopteri; Cyprinodontiformes; Rivulidae
Gene: marcksb
Product: myristoylated alanine-rich protein kinase C substrate b
Exons: 2
Coding region: 277-939 (220 amino acids)
Biological process (GO): actin filament organization; central nervous system development
Cellular component (GO): plasma membrane; actin filament bundle; cytoplasm
Molecular function (GO): actin filament binding; calmodulin binding
Source: RefSeq, a predicted model, not a curated record
CAGCGGACUUGGGCGUUGUACUCCGCAUCUCAUUUGCGGCGGGGCCAAUUCUCGCUCGAAAGGGAAAAAAAAAAUAUAUAUAUCGAAAGAAAUUCGCGUUUGGUUUUGCUCUUUUCGCGACAUUCUUCGCAGCUGCUGAUUUAGCCUCGUUGUUUGUGGUUAUUUCGGGCUGUGUCGCGCGCAGGGGGGCUUCGGCGUGCCUUGAAUAUUUGGGGAGGAAGCCUGCGGUCUUUGUUCAUUCAUUUGAUCGGUUGGGUUCCUUUGUUGGAACAAAGCAUGGGAGCGCAAACCUCCAAAGCCGCCGGGAAAGAGGAAGCUGCGGUUGAGAAGCCAGCCGAGGGUGCGGCUGUUGCAUCCAAGACGAACGGACAGGAGAACGGCCAUGCCAAAACCAAUGGAGAUGCCUCUCCCGCUGCAGAGGAAGCCAACAAGGCUGAUGUGCAGGUCAAUGGAAGCACACCCACCGAGGAGGCACCCAAAGGUGAGGGUGAGAAAGUAGAGGGUGCUGAAGCCAGCGGAGAGAAGGAGUCGUCCGCCACGAACGGAGAAACUUCUGCCAAGGCUAACGAAGGCACCCCGUCCACCAGCGAGGAGGGCAAGCAGAAGAAAAAGCGCUUCUCUUUCAAGAAACCCUCUUUUAAGCUCAGCGGCUUCUCCUUUAAGAAGACCAAGAAGGAGUCCGAGGAGGCGGCGGAGGAGGACGGAGCGGCGGCGGCGGGCGCAGAGCCGGCCGAAGGAGAGAAGCCCGCUCCAGAGGAUGCUGAAGAGGCCAAACCAGCUGAGGGGAGCGGCGAGGGAGCCAAGGAGGCUGCAGCUGAGGAGCCAAAGGCUGAGGAGGUGAAGGCAGAGGGAGGUGCUGAAGGAGAAGAGAAGGCAGCUGCAGCUUCUCCGACCGAGCCAGAGACGGCAGCCAGUCCAGAGGCCGCCGCCGCCGAGUAAUCCUGCUGAACGAGACACCGGAGUGAAGGAGAAGAUGUAGCCUGUCUGAAGGAAUGCGAGGACUUUUCUAAAACCAGGGAUUAUUUUUUUUUUAAUUUUUGGUUAAUUUCCUUUUUUUUUUUUGUUGUUGUAUGUUUACUACUCUGCAUCAUCUCAUCCAUAAUGACUGCAACGUCCCAGGCAGUGAUGGACAGGAGGUGCAGCGGAGUGUGAGCUGCUUCCUCACUGCUAAAUGGUGCUUGCAUUUGUAACGUGGGUGAGUGUGAAAGUGCAAAUGUGAGUGGGGGGGGGGGGUUUUUUUUUUUUUUUUUU